Lasiosphaeria miniovina is the source of this 2213-nucleotide messenger RNA. RefSeq names its product RNA polymerase II transcription factor SIII subunit A-domain-containing protein. Gene Ontology annotation, cellular component: nucleus; elongin complex. The record is from RefSeq and is a predicted model, not a curated record. The coding region runs from base 464 to 1846 and encodes 460 amino acids. NCBI's taxonomy places the organism in Eukaryota, Fungi, Ascomycota, Sordariomycetes, Sordariales, Lasiosphaeriaceae. The transcript has a single exon. Gene Ontology annotation, biological process: transcription elongation by RNA polymerase II.
CGACGAGCCUCAGCGAACGACAUUCUCGUUGUCAUUUUCAUCAUUUCAAACCCAAACCCCUUCUCCUCUAAGAAAAAUGUGCCUGAUUCCAUUGCGGAUCAAGAGAGGAUAUCAUUUCAGCCACUGUUCCGCUGGGUAACAUUUCAAACAGCCCCGUUGAUCACCUCUCUGCCUACCUAGGUAGCUGCAACGUUUGAUCUCGACCCAAAAAAGGGGCGAGGUUUGAGGCGGCAUCGCCCUGCCGGACUGAACGACAACAACGAUACUGUUCAAAAUCGGAAAAAACUCGUAUUAUUUAUUAGUCUUGGGGUCGCUCCCCUUUUGCUUCCCCUUACUUCCCAUUCAAGGUCACCUCACUCCCACUGCUUUCGUCUCUCAAAUUCGAGCCACUGGCCGUCCCACACCCUACCCCCCUUCAGCAAAAGUUUUGAUAAAGUGGCUUUCGGGCCCAAAACCACCCACCAUGGCUCCCCGUUCACUUUACGCGAUGGGCCUGAGAGUUGCCUUGGACAACAUCAACCUCAUCACAGGACUCGGCAGCAUGCCUCCUAAAGCAGUCUCGGCGAUUCUCAGAGCCGUCAAAACGGCAAGUCAGCUGCACGCUAUUGAACUAAACAGUGACGAUAUUUACGAGGAGACCGCCGAACACUGGAAACGCAUCAUCAAGCAAGACUUUCCAUUCCUGUCGGCCGAGCAUAAGUGGAUUCCUAGCAAUCCAAAGUCAUGGCAUAAAAUCUAUGAAAAAUACCAAACCCUCCAGGCGCAGAUCGACACUGCGGCUACCGAGAAGCUGAAGAAUACAUAUGCCGCCCAGCAAAAGGCCAAAGAAGCUGGCAAGACUCAUCUCAUCAAGAAUGCCGCUGAAGCCCGUCACCUGCCUCCAGUCCCCCAGGACGGCAAACGGCGGUCUACAGCAACCACCCCACAUUGGUCCACCCAGGCGCGUCCCAAGCAGAGCUUUGUACAGAAGGCCAGGCGGGAGGCACAUAAUCAGGCCAUGCGUCUCAAGCUCUCAACUCCCACCGGCAAGCUCCCCGUUAUGCCUGGACAAAUUAAGCGGGCACCUGAAAGCAUGAUAACCAGCAAACGGAUUGAGAACCAAUUUGACCCUACCGCCAACAUAGUCCGGGCGCCUCGCACCAUCACGAGAGCGUCAGCUAGCGAUGCGGAUCGCAAGAGAGAGGCUCGCCUACUUCGCAUCAAGAAUGCAGGCAAGGCUAAGACGGCGGCCGCGUCCACUUCUGGCGCCCAGGUGUUGACCUUCGACGAUGACGAUGACAACACAGUAGAUCAUACCCCUACGACCUCCAAGGGGCGCUUCAUGGACGAUUUCGAACUCGACGGAGUCGCAAUCAAGCCCGAGUAUGAGUCGGACAGCCCUCCCACGCCUGAGAUGCGUCCACUUAAGAGAGCUCCCGACAGUUAUCGUGCACUUUCACCGCCAGCCAAGAAACACAAGAUCGAGGAACCUUCGUCGCCGUAUUCACAGAACACCAAAGGUUACGGCGCCUCAUCGCCGCCUUCAACUGCUUCGCCGACCUCUCAUCGCGCUCCUCUCAAGCGUCGCCGAGGCCUGCUGUCGUCAGCCCCCGGCUCCAACUCGGCAACCCCAGUUGUGCGUACGCCUAUCUUGGUACCUGUUGCCGCUCGCGGUGCCAGCCCACCCCCCCCCGACCCGGUUGCUGCCGGUCCGAGUACCUCGCCCUCAGUCUUGAAUAAUAUCGACCCAUUCGAGACUGUACUCAGCUCUAAGCCCCCUGCCCGGCAGCCAGCUGACUCCGUGAUCGACGGAAAGAAGAAACGCGUUGACAUCUUUAUGAAGCCGAAGAAACGCCCGCGCACCUGAAAAAUCACUUGUCUUGCAAGUGGUUACUGAAUAGCGGGCAGGAAAAUACUGAGCAUUGGCUGUGAAACCCAAUGUUAAGAGGAUUGUAUGUGGUAUUUUUAGUCAUGGUGUUUAGUCUAGGAGGCGAUGAACACGCCUGGGGUUGGAGUGUUGGCUGUUUUCUUUCCUUUUGUCGGCAGUCAAAUGCCUCGAUUUCUGAGAAUAUCCGGUUUCCCUUUCGUGCUGUUUAUUAGGCAUUGCGCGGGGAGUUAGGUUACAGUUCAGAGAUACCCACCAUUUUAGUAUAGAACUAUAGCGAGGCCAAAGAAUUACGGUCAUAUGUGAUUAGUAAAUAUGUUUAAUAAAACAGCAAAGCCGUUAGCAGUCG